Messenger RNA from Jaminaea rosea, 387 nucleotides. RefSeq lists its product as hypothetical. The transcript is spliced from 3 exons. Bases 1 to 387 code for a protein of 128 amino acids. Lineage: Eukaryota; Fungi; Basidiomycota; Exobasidiomycetes; Microstromatales. The record is from RefSeq and is a predicted model, not a curated record.
AUGCCAUCCUCGGUGACAAUAGCCCUCUUCGUCUCGCUGGGCGUCAUUGCCGUCGUAGGCUAUCGCAUCUCGCGAGGGGGAGGAGGCCGGGGUGGUGGUGUGGGCAAGUACGACCCCAAGACGGGCAUCGGCAGGGGUGCGCCAGGCUUUCAGACCAACGUGACUCGCAUCGCCGUACCAGCGCACAUCGUAGCGCGCAUUCGCGCUGGCGAGGACGUGUCGGCAGAGGAGAUUACGGCGGCGCAGGAGGCAGAAGCCAAGAAGCAGGCAAAGUUGGCAAAGAGUGGCAAGAGUGGGAAGCCUUCUACGCCGAGGAGUGACCCGGCCAAUGAGUGGAUUCCAGAGGGUCACUCGACCGCACGGGGCACGAAGGGGAAGAGGAUUUAG